Messenger RNA from Drosophila busckii, 810 nucleotides. It is a transcript of the gene CHMP2B, whose product is annotated as charged multivesicular body protein 2b. Gene Ontology annotation, cellular component: ESCRT III complex; multivesicular body. Gene Ontology annotation, biological process: endosome transport via multivesicular body sorting pathway; protein transport; late endosome to vacuole transport. The coding region runs from base 75 to 713 and encodes 212 amino acids. Lineage: Eukaryota; Metazoa; Arthropoda; Insecta; Diptera; Drosophilidae. The transcript has a single exon. The record is from RefSeq and is a predicted model, not a curated record.
AUAAUUAAAGUCUCAGAAGUGAUUCAUCUUUAGAAAAACCCGCAGAACCCAGACAGAACCUUUUUUAAUACAAAAUGUUUAACAAUAUAUUUGGCAAAAAGCCUACAGUAAAGGAGCAGCAACGUGAAAAUGAUCGCAGCCUGCGCAAGGCGACGCGAGACAUUGAACGCGAGCGUCGCAAGCUGGAGGAAGAGGAAAAGAAACUGAUGACGGAGAUUAAACGCAAUGCAGCCGCUGGUAACAAUGAUGCUUGCAAGAUUCUGGCCAAGCAGCUGAUCGAGAUACGCAAACAAAAGUCUCGUAGCUAUGCUGCUGCGGGCAAAAUCACCUCCAUUGGGUAUCAGAACAAGAACAUGGGUGCCAACAUAGCGCUGGGCGAGGCCAUGGGCAGCACAGCGAAGGCUAUGGCCAGCAUGAACAAGGUGAUGCGACCAGAGGCCAUAGCGGGCACCGUCCGCGAUUUCCAGCAAGCAAACAUGCGCAUGGAGAUGACAGACGAGAUGAUAAACGAUACACUAGACGACAUGCUGGACGAAUCCGGUGACGAGGAAGAGUCCAACGGUGUGAUCAACAAAGUGCUCGACGAAAUUGGCAUUGAAAUCUCAGGCAAAAUGGCCAACAUACCAGCUACAGGCUCCAGCGAAUUUGAGUCAAGUGGCAAACGCACCGAGAAGGAUAUUGCCGAUCAGCUGGCCAAACUGCGUUCCUCUUAGUUAUUAAUAUCCCAAAUCCCAAAAAUAUUGUGCACGUACAGAUUUUGUAAACAAUUUUGUUAUAUAUCUAGGCUAUAAGAAGCGUAAUCCAUUAAUA